Messenger RNA from Anoplophora glabripennis (Asian longhorned beetle), 576 nucleotides. Its product is annotated as brain protein I3-like. Bases 131 to 313 code for a protein of 60 amino acids. NCBI's taxonomy places the organism in Eukaryota, Metazoa, Arthropoda, Insecta, Coleoptera, Cerambycidae. The transcript is spliced from 3 exons. The record is from RefSeq and is a predicted model, not a curated record.
AAUAGUAUUUGUCCUUAAUGAGUCACAAAUUCAUGUAACAGUUUUAUAGAAGAAUAUCCAACGAUCUGUUAACGUUCUGAGAUUAUUUGUUCAUAUGAAGCUCACACUUGUUUAACACAUCGCAAACAGAAUGCCAGAAAGAGUUGUUGUUGUCCAGCCUAAGCCAGGAUGUCCAGUAUGCGGUAACAACAGUUGGACUGGAACGUACCCAUGCUUGGGCUGGUUGUUGGCGAUAGUCUGUUUCCCAUGUGGUAUAAUUUUGUGCUGUUGCAUGAGAAAGAAGAAGUGCACAAAAUGCGGAUUCACGGUGUGAUUAAAAGAGGAAAAAUUCUAUUUCCAAUAUUUGCGUACUUAUCUUGGAAUGUAAUUAAUAAUUUUCUAUUGCUUAUUGAAAACAUUGAUAACUUAUCCACGUUCCCUUAACACCGAUGAGGCAAUCAUCUAAAAAAGAUUAUCUUGGUCUAUGAGAUAUGAAAUGCAAUGUGUAUUUAAACUAUAAUUAUACAUACUGAGAUUUGUACACUUAUUGUUUUAUAUUAUACAUAAUUUUAUUUUUAAUAUAAAUCUUCUACACCU